Molecule: messenger RNA, 2016 nt
Organism: Trypanosoma grayi
Lineage: Eukaryota; Euglenozoa; Kinetoplastea; Trypanosomatida; Trypanosomatidae
Product: putative zinc finger domain protein
Exons: 1
Coding region: 1-2016 (671 amino acids)
Biological process (GO): peptidyl-L-cysteine S-palmitoylation; protein targeting to membrane
Cellular component (GO): endoplasmic reticulum; Golgi apparatus
Molecular function (GO): protein-cysteine S-palmitoyltransferase activity
Source: RefSeq, a predicted model, not a curated record
AUGACGCAGCUGGAGGAUGAUGAGGAUGAGGUAGUGUCAUCACCUCCGGUGGCGUUGCACCCGUGGCGGGUGGUAUCCGUCACGCAGCAAAAGAAAAAGUCACCACGCCCCUCUUCGUCGCUCGUCCAGGGGCCCAGCUCCAUGCAACCACACUUAGACAACGGUGGCGUACCAAAUGGAGGACAUCUCACGGCAUCGACAGGUGAUAAUGCGAAUGCCGAUGAGAACGUCUCGGUCUCUCAGGAACGUCAACAUCGGCGGCGAAGUCGGCGCAUCACUGUGACUAGUGACGAAGGCCCGGUGCUAAGCCCAAGCGAUAGUGGAGGGAGCAACAUCAAACAUCGCAAGCACCGCAGCAAAAGUCGACGCAAGAGCAGUGGCCACGCGCAAUUGAUGGGAGGCGACAUGGGGCCUCCGUCCAUGGUGAACAAUGACGGCGUGUUGUCAGUGUUGGACGGCGGGGAAACGGACUCUUCACGUGAAAAAGAGGGUGUCGUCGGGAAUAGCCUGGAGUGGUCCUCUGCACGGAAAAACUCAGAGCUUGAAAAAAAGAAGAGAAAAAAGAAACACCACAGCCCGUCACCGCUUAAGGCGACGGAUGUUGAGGACGGUGAGCCAGACAUGGCCAGCAUGGCGUCGAUCAAGCGGCGGAUGUCAGGCCGUGCACCGCAGGCAGGGGAGCUGCAGAGCUGCGUGGCGGGUCCCGCCAGAAACGGCUCCGUCGCGCUCCAGGUGAACGAUGAGUUUAGUGAAGAGACAGCGGUACUGCCGUCGUACAGGGGCGUUCGCAGCCAUGUGUUGUCGUACAAUGGCUCAGCCCGAGACGACGUGUUUGGCGAACCUGGAAGUAAUGCGCGAGAGGACUUCAAUGCCAAUAAUGCCAUGCAGCGUGACGGUUUCGCACUGGUGGUGAUUGUAGAAGAGAAGGCGAAGGAGGAAAGUAGUGGGGACGCCAAGACCCUGCGUGGUGCUUCUCCUUCUCCUUCUGCUUUUGAUCCUGAUUUCCCACGCGGGCAACGACCACGGGAGUUGGAGCAGAUGGGAAGCGACGGCAUCCUUCACCAGAUGGGAGUGAAUGAGGAAAUCGACCAUUCAAUGCCAUGUGUGGUUUCCCCAACAGACGACCUACCGGAGUUACGACACUUAUCAGUGGAGAACUAUUCCCCGAUGGGGGCAUCGCUGUCAACUCUGCACGCUUUUCAGGUGGAAAACGGGAUCCAUAGUGAUAUGGUGCCUGUCCAGAGGAGGUACCAAAAGCAGCCGUGUGCUUCGUGCUGCGUGGAUCGGUCCAACCCAGAUAGCUGGCGGUACAAUAGGCGGCGCCAACACGCAUUUCAAUGGCCGCUUCACUACCUGCAGAUCAUUGCAUUGUCUGUGAUGACACUUGGUGCUGUCCUAUUUUGGACUUCUGUUGUGCCAGGCUACGUGCUGCUCUACAGCCGUGGCGGCCACACAGAAUGCCUGCCAGAUAUGGUGACAUUGGUGGUAUUAACCAGUUCCUCACUUAUAGUGACAUCCGUCCUAUGGGCGAUAAUGUCGUUUCGAGAAAACGGCGAUAUCUCUAAUGAGGGGGAGCCAUGUACGUUCUGCCAGCGUCUUACCCAUAUCGACUCAAGGCACUGCAAAGCGUGCAAUAAGUGUAUCAGUGGAUUUGAUCAUCAUUGCAAGUGGUUGAACACAUGUGUCGGAUCAAAAAACUACCGCGUCUUUAUUGGCUUCGUCGUUUCUGCUCUUCUCAGCAUAACACUUGCAUUUACCUCUGGUGUUGUUUUGCUGUCUCGAUGGUGGGCGCACUUGGCGAUGUACUCUUGGUAUUUUCGCGUCGGCCCCCUUGUGCUCUCCACGAUUACGUUCUUGACGAUACCACCCCUUCUCCACCUGCUGUGCUUUCACAUCAUGCUGUAUUUUCUGCGUAUGACGACGUUCGAGUAUAUUAUGAAGCGACGGCAGAUACUGCAGGACCCGCGAGAACAGGCGACCCCCUCCGAUAGUGAUAAGGAGCUCUACAGCAACUAA